Messenger RNA from Chinchilla lanigera (long-tailed chinchilla), 548 nucleotides. RefSeq names its product histone H2A type 1. Bases 109 to 501 code for a protein of 130 amino acids. Lineage: Eukaryota; Metazoa; Chordata; Mammalia; Rodentia; Chinchillidae. The transcript has a single exon. The record is from RefSeq and is a predicted model, not a curated record. Gene Ontology annotation, molecular function: structural constituent of chromatin; DNA binding; protein heterodimerization activity. Gene Ontology annotation, cellular component: nucleosome.
GAGCUGCCAAUGGCGGAGCUGCCUUUUCGCGCCCAGAGGCCUCUAUAAAGAGCGCUUUCGGUUUUGCUGAGCCCACGGGCGGGUGAGAGCGCUGUGCGAGGAGUGGCGAUGUCGGGACGCGGCAAGCAGGGCGGCAAGGCUCGCGCCAAGGCGAAGACGCGGUCUUCGCGCGCCGGGCUGCAGUUCCCGGUGGGGCGCGUGCACCGGCUGCUGCGCAAGGGCAACUACGCGGAGCGCGUGGGCGCGGGCGCGCCGGUGUACCUGGCGGCCGUGCUGGAGUACCUGACGGCCGAGAUCCUGGAGCUGGCGGGCAACGCGGCGCGCGACAACAAGAAGACGCGCAUCAUCCCGCGCCACCUGCAGCUGGCCAUCCGCAACGACGAGGAGCUCAACAAGCUGCUGGGCAAGGUGACGAUCGCGCAGGGCGGCGUGCUGCCCAACAUCCAGGCCGUGCUGCUGCCCAAGAAGACCGAGAGCCACCACAAGGCCAAGGGCAAAUAAGGGCUCCAAACCCGUCUCCGAAACCAAAGGCUCUUUUCAGAGCCACU